AUGUCGGACGCAGUCAAGGCCGUCGUCGAUGCUCUCACCGUCCUGUACUCCAACCCGGACCGUGACGCAAAGGAGAAGGCCAACGUGUGGCUGGGCGACUUUCAGAAGAGCAACGAGGCGUGGGCGACGUCGCAGCUCAUCCUGUUCGCACCAGACGCACCUGUCGAGCCCAAACUCUUUGCGGCGCAGACUUUCCGCACCAAGAUCACCUACGACCUGCACCAGCUCCCGGACGAGCACCUCCUCCCCCUCCGCGACUCGCUCCUCACCGCCCUGCGACAAUUCUCGUCCGGCCCUCGCGUCAUCCUCACCCAGAUCUGCAUCGCCCUCGCCGACCUCGCCCUCCAGCUGUCGCCGCAACAGUGGAGCGACCCGGUCGCGGCCAUGAUCGACCAGUUCGGCAAGGAGCCCGACAUGGCGGCCGCCCUGCUCGAGUACCUCCAGGUCCUCGCCGAGGAGUACAACAGCAACUUCAAGAUCCAGGUCAAGCAGGAGUUCGGGCGCGAGGGCGCCAAGACGGCGCAGCGAGGCGAGCAGGUCAUCGCGCUCCUGUCCAUGUACGUGCAGGCGGCAGGGAUCACGCCGCAGCUGCAGAACCAGUGCUACCAGACGCUCGGCGCGUGGCUGAGGACGGGCCAGAUCCGGUCGGCGUCGCUCGCCGGCGCACCGAUCCUCGCCGCCGCCUUCUCGGCCCUGUCGCACGACGAGCUGUUCGACGCGGCCGUCGACGUCCUCGUCGACAUUAUCCACGAGACGAUGGAGCUCCAGGAGAACGUCGCCGUCAUCCAGGAGAUCGUCCCGCGGUUGACGGCGCUCGGGCCCAACCUCGCCGACCCGGCGACGCUCGACGACGAGGACAAGAUGCGCGGCUACUGCCGGGUCCUCGUCGAGGCCGGCGAGUGGUACGAGCCUUUGAUCGUCCAGCACCCGGCGUCGUUCCUCCCGCUCGUCGAGCUCAUCAAGCAGUGCGCCGCGUACCAAGAGCUCGAGGUGGUCGGCAUCACGCUCAACUUCUGGUACCGCCUCGCCAAGGGCAUCCUCAAGGUGGGCCCGAGCCCGGCGCUCGAGCCGCUCGUGCGCGUCUUUGCCGACCUCGUCGGGAUCGUCAUCGGCCACCUGCACUACCCGGACGAGGCGAGCCAGCUCAGCGGCGAGGACCGCGACACGUUCCGCGACUUUCGGUACAAGAUCGGCGACACGCUCAAGGACUGCUGCGAGGUGCUCGGCUCGGGCCCGUGCCUGCAGCAGGCGUACGACAUCAUCUCGCGCGCGGUCGCCGCCGGCGACGCCGUCAAGUGGCAAGACGUCGAGGCGCCCCUGUUCUCGAUGCGGUCGAUGGGCUCCAAGAUCGACGUGCGCGACAACGACCUCGUGCCGCGCAUCAUGGAGAUGCUGCCCAAGCUCCCGCCGCACCCGCGCAUCCGCUACGCCGCCAUCCUCGUCAUCGGCCGGUACACGCACUGGACGCAGCAGCACCCGGAGCACAUCCAGUUCCAGCUCCCGUACGUGUCGGCCGGCUUCGACGAGUCGGACCCCGAGGUCCUCGCCGCCGCGUCGCAGACGAUGAAGUACCUGUGCAAGGACUGCGCCGAGCACCUCGUCCCGUUCCUGCCUCAGCUCCACACCUUUAUCCAGUCGGUGUCGGCCAAGCUCAACGGCGAGGACCUGCUCGACCUGUCGGCCGCCAUCGCCCACAUCCUCCAGGCCAUGCCGCCCGCCGACGUCGCCCAGGCCCUGUCGACGUUCGUCAUGCCCAACAUCGAGCUUGCGCACGGCGUCGCGACGCAGGAGCAGCCGGCGUCCAAGGACCAGCUGCGCAAGGUGACCGACGCCCUCGAGCGCGUCGACGUCUACCUCGCCAUCAUCGGCCCGCUCCCCGAGGGCCAGGGCGGCCUCCCUGCCUCGUGCGCCGCAACGUGCCAGCAAGUGUGGGCCGUCCUCGACGCCCUCAUCGCGCGGUACGGCUCGGUCGCGUCCAUCGCCAACCGCGCCUGCAUCGCCAUCCGGCGCGGCCUCGUCUUCUUCGGCGACCUCGCGUUCGCCGUCGCGCCCGCCGUCCUCGAGCGCCUCGCGACCGCGUUCGAGCAGGCCCCGGCGAGCGACUACCUGUGGAUCACGGGCAAGCUCGUGCAGCAGUUUGCGGCACGCGGCGACGCGGCGUUCAGCGCGGCGGUCAAGGGCGCGUUCGAGCGCGAGAGCGGCCGGCUGUUUGAGCUGCUGCAGUCGACGCCGCCGGCGCAGGUGCCCGACAUCCUCGACGACUACGUACACCUCGUCCAAGCGCUCGCCGACUCGAUGCCCGACCACAUUCUCCUCUCGCCCGCCUUCCCCUCGGCCUUCCAGUCGACCUUGACGACCCUCACCCUCCCCUCGGUCCGUGUCGUCCUCGACGCCCUCGACACGGUGCGCGCCAUUGUCGGGCACGACGCCCUGCACGACCCGUCGGACCAGUACCUGUCGCCCGCCCAGCUCGCCGCCUUCCCGUCGUACGCCGCGUCGAUCCGGGCCGUCGUCGAGGCGAACGCGACCCAGCUCGUGCAGCUCCUCCUCGACGUCCUCGUCGGUGGCGGCGAGGACGAGCCCCACAACGUCCUCACCAUCCUGCGCCUCUUGUCGAUCCAGUUCCCGGCCGUCCUCGCCCAGACGGUGCCGGCCGCGGUCGAGCACCUCCCGCAGCGAGCGGCGGGCGCAGACGAGAAGCAGGAGUUCUUGCAGCGGUUCUCGUCCGCCAUCUCGAGCCAGAACGCCAACCAGGUCAAGGACGCCUUCACGUGGCUUCUGCGCACCUCGCGACGGAGCUACGACCGGGCGCGCGUCCUGCAGGACCGGGCGUGA
Messenger RNA from Rhodotorula graminis WP1, 2835 nucleotides. RefSeq lists its product as uncharacterized. Gene Ontology annotation, biological process: protein import into nucleus. Gene Ontology annotation, molecular function: small GTPase binding. The record is from RefSeq and is a predicted model, not a curated record. Lineage: Eukaryota; Fungi; Basidiomycota; Microbotryomycetes; Sporidiobolales; Sporidiobolaceae. The coding region runs from base 1 to 2835 and encodes 944 amino acids. Gene Ontology annotation, cellular component: nuclear membrane; cytoplasm. The transcript has 6 exons.